Messenger RNA from Epinephelus lanceolatus (giant grouper), 8317 nucleotides. RefSeq names its product PDZ domain containing 2 (gene pdzd2). Gene Ontology annotation, molecular function: protein binding. The record is from RefSeq and is a predicted model, not a curated record. Lineage: Eukaryota; Metazoa; Chordata; Actinopteri; Perciformes; Serranidae.
UCAUCAAUUCCCUAAAGCCUAUCACCCAUACCUGUGGAGAAAGAGAAACGCAGCACAUUAACUGCUGUACUUUAAGACAUUGUUUUCGCUUCUUGGGUGGGACUUCCUGCAGUGGAUAUCUGUUGAAUGGGGUUUCCAAUUCUGGAGCCACUUUUUUUUCUUCCCAAGCUAAGCGUACGCUACUUUAUUCUUGCACGGAUUUAACCGUUAAGACGCGUUUAUAAAUUGUGAAUGUGGAGUUUUUGGUGGACCAGACCUCGGGAUCAGUAAAAACAUGGAAUCUUGUAAUGGUUUGACCUGGAACUGGGAGCCUUCGAAGUGCAUGACCAUGUAGUCCAAAGGACAUGGCCUGAUGCUGCAGACCUAUCCAGUCAGUCAUCCAGUUUUUUCCACCCUGGCUCAUCUGGAAGUCUCUGAGUAGAGUUUGUCCAGUUACUCUGCAGCCCUCCUCUUUCAGAGAUGGAUUUGGGGCCAUCAGCCCACACUGGUUCCUGUGUCUGCACUAACUGUUGGAAGCAUCAGAGCGGCUGUUGGUGAGGGACUCCCCAACAGGCCCAGGAUGCCAGGAUGCCCAUCACUCAGGACAACGCCCUCAGCAUCCUCCCACUGCUGGAGACCUGGCAUGGGCCUCAGAGCACAAGAUCACAGCAAGACCACAACCUAAAUCAAGACAACUCUGGAUACAAGCAUGUGGAUCAGGACCCCUACCAGAAUGGGGAAGGAGAUAGUGUGUGCAGUAGCAGCAGUGUUAAUAGUGUUAAUAUGGAGGACUUGUCUCAGUGUCUGGCUGCCAUUCAGAAGUUGGUGGAGUACAUUAAGUUCAACUUCAUGGAGGGUGACACAACUCCAUCAGCCAGCCCAUCCUCCUGCAGGGAGGGGUUGGAUGUUGAGGUUCAUGCCGUUUCCAUCAGUAAAGAUGAGGGUGAUACCUCUGAGUUUGGCCUCAGCUUCGGGAAUAUCCCUAUUUUUGGGGACCCUGACGGAAGAAAGAAGGGAGGCCCGAGGAGGAGGAGGGACCACGGCCCCAUCAUGGAUGUAGGCUGCAUCUGGGUGACAGAGGUGAGGAAGAAGAGCCCAGCAGCCCGCUGUGGGGGCAUCAAACUGAGAGACGAACUGCUGUCACUGAACGGCCAGCUGAUGGUUGGAGUAGAUGUCAGCGGAGCCAGUUACCUGGCUGACCAGUGCUGGAAUGGAGGCUGUAUCUACCUCAUCAUGCUGCGGCGAGUCAAGCGAAAGGCUCCUCUCCCUCCCUGUAACGUCAAUGGCAGCAUCAGUGCCCCUGUCAGCAGUGAUGGCUGUGAAGAGCAGAAGCAGGCCAGAGCUACCUCUGAGCCCUCUGACAGCUCGGCAAACUGCAAACGCAUGCGCAAGUUUGGUGUCAUAUCACGAUCAUCCUUCAACCGAGACAACAGGGACAGUACUGACUCAGAGCUCCAGAGCUGGAACAAUGGCUACAACUCUUCAAUUCCCUCUGAUGCAGGAGUCAGUUCUCCAGGAGAUGACUCAGGUUGCAUUCUCUCCACACACACGCCCAAUGAGGAAAGCCUGGACACCUUUCCUCAAAUGAGAACUGUUCCUCAGCGUCAACACAGUGGAGGCACUGCCACUCUGCCUGCAAGGUGUCACAGUCAGCUGAUAGAAUUCAAAAUGGAUUCAUUCAGCAGUGAACCUUCAAGUCAGCCCAGAGAGGGCAGCCACAUCUGGAAGAUGCACAUGGUGAAGGGUGAUGAGGGCCUGGGCAUACAGAUCACAGGGGGGCGUGGCUCCAAGCGCUCUCCUCAUGGCAUCAUUAUAGCCCAUGUGGAGAAGGCGGGCGCCAUUCACAGGGACGGUCGUCUUCAUGCUGGUGAUGAGUUGCUGAUGAUAAAUGGUCAGUCUCUGGUGGGUCUCACUCAUCAGGAGGCUGUUUCUAUCCUCCGCUCCACUACUGGUCUGGUCCAGCUGGUGGUGGCCAGCAGGGAGGAGUCAGAUGUUGGUUUUGAACGCUUCCCAUCCACCAGUCUGCCGGACCUAGUCAGCACCUGCAAUUCCUUCUCCUCCCUGUCUCAGACUGCCCCCCCUCCCUCCCAGCAGACUUCCAACUGCAGCACCAGUUUACAGAACUCCUACCUGUUGACUAACUCGGCAAAACUAGAGGGACAAACUCAGGGAGAGGCACCCAAAGGAUCCUCCUGCAGCCCCACACCCAUGAAACUGUGCAGUCGAUCCCAGGGGGGAAGCAGUCGCCUGCAGUCAGUGGGUGAGGAUGAUGAGCUGUUAGUGGAGAAUGGUGUGAGUGGCUGUGAUGUGUUGGAGAAGCCUCCACCUGGUCGACGUAAACACUCGCUACCCCAACAACUAGACACUGCUGGAGUGAGACAGGAAUAUCAGAUAAUUAAGAAAUCAGCCCGCUCCCUGAGCACCAACCAAGUGGAGUCUCCAUGGCGACUGGCACAGCCAUCCAUUAUCUCCAGUAUAGUGCUGAUGAAAGGCCAGGGCAAGGGCCUAGGAUUCAGUAUUGUUGGUGGGCAAGACUCAGCACGUGGUCAGAUGGGGAUUUUUGUCAAGACCAUCUUCCCUCAUGGAGCUGCAGCAGCUGAUGGACGACUGAAAGAGGGAGAUGAGAUUCUGGAGGUGAAUGGAGAGUCUCUGCAGGGACUCACACACCAACAGGCCAUCCAGACCUUCAAGCAACUGAAGAAAGGUGUUGUGACACUGACGAUUCGAACUCGUCUGCGCAGUCCCAGCUUGACACCCUGUCCAACCCCCACCCUCCUGAGCCGCUCCAGCUCACCCAACUCCAACACCAGUGGAGGAACACCUGUCCCCUCAGGGUUUGAAGAGGCUGAUGGCCACAAGGGCCCCGGUCCUGGUCCAAAAGACUGCAUCAUCAUGGAAGUCACGCUUAAUAAAGAGCCUGGUGUUGGUCUUGGGAUUGGGGUUUGCUGUCUGACCCUGGAGAACUCUGCUCCUAGUAUCUACAUCCACAGCCUGGCACUGGGAUCUGUUGCAAAGAUGGACGGCAGGCUCAGUCGUGGAGAUCAGAUACUGGAGGUGGACUCAGUUAGUCUCCGUCACGCUGCUCUAAGUGAGGCCUAUGCCAUCCUCAGUGAAUGUGGCCCUGGACCUGUCAGUCUCAUUAUAAGCAGGCACCCUAACCCUAAGGUAUCAGAACAGGAGAUGGAUCACAUCAUAGCUCGAUCUACACACAGGGACAAAAUGAGCAAGAACAGGCACUCGUCUUACUCCCAAGGUGUGUCCUGUAAGAGUCCCUACCCAACAGCAAAGGACAAGCAGGGAGAAGGUUCCCCUGCUCUCAGCUGGACAAUGAAGAGAUUCCUGGAGCCUGCCAGUAGGCAGGGGUCAUUGAGCUCAGAGACAGAGUUAUCUCAGUACUUCUCUCAGGAUUCUUCCAGCCAGUCCUUCCUGUCUGAAUCCAUGCUGAUUGGCUCCAACAGCGAUGAGGCGCUCCACCAGCAGAGCUGCAGUGCCUCAAUGGAUGACAACUCAACACAGCCACAUGCAUUCACCUCCUCUCUGUCAGAAGUGGAGAGUGGCUGUGUCUACAACACAUCACAAGACAAGACCCCAUUUCCUCUAAAUCACCAUGUAGAGACAGUUUGCCAGCCCACUGCUGUCUCCAGCCCCACCUCAGCACGAAGCCCACUACUCCGUCAGCGACGGGUGAUGUGCUUUGAUGAUGGGCUCAGCGAUGAUGAGGACUCCGACACAGCAGGAAACACUGGGCUCUUCAGGAGGCCAACAAAAUCUGACUGUCUUAACUUCAGUGAUGCCCAAACAUCCGAAAUUUCCAAAACUGAUUCAGCAGUUGUAACUGCUACAUCAUCAUUAGAUAUAAAUGGAAAUAGUGAGAAUGGUGGGGAUUUGCAGAGGUGUGGAAGCCGUGAUGUGACAACACCACUCUGUGGUAGUUUGUCACAGUGUGUGGAAGGUAUUACCAAUUCUGAGUCAGCUGGUUCUGAGUCACCUCUCAUACCUGUCCGCUGCUCCGUGGACCACAAAGCAGGGGUGGCAGGUAGUCCGGGCUGUGGAUCACAUAAUUUGACCAUCAGUAAUGAGAACUAUACAAAUCAAGAUGAUGGACAAUUGGAGUCAAAGCGCUCCCCCAAGCUUGAGCAUAAAGCAGUGACAAGGGUCAAAAGUAUGAUGAGCAUUGAAGCACCAAACCUGCUUCAGCAGCAAAAGACCAAAACUGAUGAGCCCUCUCCAGGCUCAGGCCCAUCACCACCCCCUCCCAACGCCACACAGUGUGGAAGAAACCCUCAGACUCCUGGUGGGUUGGUACCCCAUCAGCACUGUAAGAAGGGAGAUGGCAGUGAGCUCAUAGGCGUUUGUACCAUAGACACUGUGACCCUAAGGAGAAGUGAGGACGAGUCGUUCGGGCUUGACUUGGAGAUAAUGUCAUCCCCUCUGAAAGUUGUCAUUGCUGGGCUAAAGCCUGGAGGUGCAGCAGAAAGGGAAUCUACAGGCAAACUGUGUCCUGGAGAUGAGAUUGUAAAAAUUGGAGAAUCAUUGGUGUGCUCCACUACUUACCAAGAAAUCUGUGAGCUCAUGCACAACCUUCCCAUUAUGCUGUCUUUGGAAAUUAAGAGACCAGUUUCAGCUGUAGAUCGACUGUCCAGUUUGAUAAUGUCAUCAGGCAGCAGUGAUGGAGCUGCUAGACUGAACCCAGCCAGAUCAGUUCAGGGGACGUCUGAUGAAGGACAAGUAAUACAUGCAAAAUCAGGGAACCACACAACCCAAGCAGACGAUGACUUUCAAAUACCCAUCACCAAUAUAGAUGACAUUUUAUCAGAAGUGAGCCUCUGUAGUGAUACAAAUGCACAGACCCAAUUCCCCUACAAAACAUUACCUAAUGAGCCUGUUUCCUGCUGUUCAAGCCAAAAUACUGUAACCCUGUCUGAGAAAGCUGGCACUCAGGCUGUCAUCUUGGAUACAGGAAAUGAAAAAAGUGCCAUGCUCCCUGUGGAGAUGACACAAGUGAACAAACAAAAGGAAACCUGCUCCGCUGUUUUCAAUGGCUCACCUUUCAGAAGGCCUGAUGCUGGUUCUAAAUGUAUGUACCCCAUAGGAGAUGACAGUGAUUCAAACAGUGACUCCACCACUGACAGCAGUGUAAUGGUCAAUAAGACAGACGGCAGUAGUGGUAGUCUUCAUGAGCCCUCCUCAGAUGAGGAAGAAGUAGAGUUUUGUUCCCGUGAUGCCCAGCAACCUGAUGCUGGGGGACGCGAGUCACCAAACAGGUCUCCAUUUUUUCAGCAUGCCAGCAGCCAAAAAACAAGCCUGGAUCAGACCAUGGAUGGGUUGCAGGUCUCUGCUGAAAUCUCACUGAUUAACAAAGAAAAGUCUGUUACAACAACCCAAGACUCUCAGCUCUCUACAGAGCAACUAUGCCAAUCUGCCAACAGUACAAUACCUGUGUCUUUUAUAGAGUGCCACCUUAACAGUGCCAUUGAACCCUGUGACAAAGUUAAAGCAAUGGUGGCAUCCGGUCCUGGAAGCCAAAGCACUUCCAGCAGCCCCUCCCCACCAGAUACGCACAGUAUCACUCAGGGUACGACUGCAAAUGUGACCUCAAAUUUAUUGAAGUAUUUGGAUACACAAAUACCCCAUUUACCCUCAAUGGAAUCAGAGACCUCAGGUUCAAGCAUCAGCAAGUCAGCAUCAAUGAUGAACAAAGAAAAAGUAGUGGAGAGUGGAACUAAUUUAAACCCUAGCAUGCUUAAGAAGACCUCUGGGGUAAAACUUGAUCAUUCAGACCAUCCUGUGUGUAGCAGGGACUCUAAACUCCAGGUUGAAACUCAAAUCAGACCAAACACUAGUGCCCCCAAAUUGAAGGGCCUUAGUAUUAAGAAUAAGAACAAACCCCAGAUGGAGCCUCUCCAAAAACCUACCAGCAGUGAAAGUCCAAUUCUUUUGAACACCAAUGGUUCCGUGAACCAGUCAACGAAAUUACAAACAGUAACCACAGCCAGCCUUCUGAAGACCACUAACCAGCCUGAUAUGAAUAACUGUCUUUCAUUGCCUAAAGUAAGUGACAGCAGGCAAGUUCCAGUUGAGCAUGGGCCUUCAAGUGGCACAUUACCAAGUGCGCAACUGGCAAAGGAGAAGGACAUCCAUUUAGGCUCCAGAGCACCAGCCAAAUCACAGGGCCAAUCACACACCCUGGCCACUCAGAGAACAUUUAUUGAAGUUCGACUGUCUUCCUUUUCUGGUUCAUCAUCACCAGUUAUGGCUCGCAGCAAGACAGUGAAUUCAAAAGACUCUAAACCCACUCAAAGAGACGCAGAUGCAAGAUUAGCUCCCAUGCUUUCUCAUGUCAACACAGUAUUUCAUUCACUGUGUCCUGCUAAAGAAACUAAUUCAAGCACAAGUAAUAGCUCAAAACUUAUUGUGGAGACAAGUGAGACCCUGAAGUCCAGCACAUCCAGACUGUACAUAAAGACGAUGGAAAGACGAAGCUUCUCCACAGACACUGCCUUGUCUGCAGACUACAACCCCUUCUCUGUCAGACACAAGAUAAAGUCCUUUGAAAACCUGGCUAACUUUGACAAGCCGGUGGCUAAAAGCAGUGACAUUCAGUCUUAUGCUCUGGCAUAUAGAGCCUCGCUUAACCAAAGGAUUGCUGGUUAUAUGGGCUUGGUUAAUUCUAUUGACUGCCGGGCACGUCAGCGGAGUUUUAGUUCUUAUGUGGAAAAUCUAAUCUCACCCACACCCUGCUCACCUCUUCUUGGUAAAUCACCAUCAAGCAUUAACUCCAUAAACCUCGAGCUCCCAAAAUCCAGCUGUAACACGGCUCCCAUGACUGAAAACAAUCCUGAGGCUCCAGUUCAUAAAGCUCCAGAUGGGACUAGACCGCAGACCCCCCAGGUACUGCGGAGGAAACACGACAGACUUCCCCGCAGCAGGUUGCGCCAGCUCAGGGCUCUCAGCAUGCCUGAAUUGGAAAAACUAUGCACAGAGGACUUUACAGUCAGCCAUGGUACAGAUGUAGAUUCAACUAUGACUACGCCUACGAAAGCCACAGUGACUAAAAGCUCUCCACCUGCUGCAACCCUGACAGAAGUGGAUGUGAACAGGGUGAGCCGAGGUGAUCUUGGAUCCACUGAAGAGACUCCUCAAAGAAACCCAGAGAGCCAUGGGCAACAACCUGGCUGGUCAAUCAGUUUAAAGGGGCUGGCUGCUUCUCCUGUGAGUCAGUGUAAAUUGCAAACACUGCUGUCCUCCCAGACAGUGAAAUCAUAUGUGUCGGCCCUGCUUCAGGAGGCCAGGGCCCUCUCAGAGGUUAACGAUAAUACUCACCUUGUUGUCCUAAGUAAAGAAGAGGGCUCAGGACUUGGUUUUAGUAUUGCUGGUGGAGUCGACCUUGAGCAGAAGGCAGUAACAGUUCAUCGAGUCUUCACCAAAGGAACCGCGAACCUUGAAGGCACGAUUCAGAGAGGUGACAGCAUUUUAUCCAUAAAUGGCACAAGUCUUGGGGGUAAAACCCAUGGAGAGGCUGUAUCUUGCCUUCAUCAAGCAAGGUUGUCCAAUCAAGCCUUAGUUGUCAUUUGGAGAGACAAGAACCGUGAACUGAGCGUCUCUGACAUACAUGACUCGGCUGGCCAGCCAAAGAGGAAGACCUCUGACAGGAAGAACUCUUUGGAACCUGGAGCAGUAGGGGAUGUGGGUCCAGGCGGUGCUGUAACGGUGGAGCUUCACAAGUCUUCUGCUGGCCUGGGCUUUAGUCUGGAAGGGGGGAAGUCCUCAAGCCAAGGAGACAGGCCUCUCAUUGUCAAACGCAUCUUUAAAGGAGGUGCUGCAGAGCUGUCCGGGUUGAUCGAAGUUGGUGAUGAAGUUCUGUCUGUCAACGGCUGUUCUCUGGAGGGCCUCAUGCACCAUGAUGCCUGGAAAAUUAUCAAAGCCACUGACGAAGGACCUAACCACCUCCUCAUCCGCAAGCCGCGGUCCUGACUGUAUGAGCACAGAGGCAGAAACAUCCUGAUGUGAAGCAGCCCUCUAAUACAGGGUACGGACGAGCAGUAGAAACGAGGAAAAGAAAUUUCACACUUUUUACAGAUUUUCAGAUGGACUUCAUUUGAGAUUUUGUGUUUUGUCUUGUUACAUGUGUUUGUACUUAGAAUUAGGUCACAUUGGAUGGACCACUAACUAUUGAUGUAUAAAUUGCUGAAUCAUGAUUUAUUUCAGAUGGGACAUGCAGUUUGUUUACAAUAGAUAUACUUUGGACUAUAUAAACUUUGGGAACUGAAAAACGUUUUUUUUUUUUUGUUUUGUUUUGGGUUUUUUUGUUGUUGUUUUUUAAAUAAAGUCAGUUUGU